Aspergillus aculeatinus CBS 121060 is the source of this 3183-nucleotide messenger RNA. RefSeq lists its product as uncharacterized. Gene Ontology annotation, cellular component: chromatin; SMC loading complex. The record is from RefSeq and is a predicted model, not a curated record. Gene Ontology annotation, molecular function: double-stranded DNA binding. Lineage: Eukaryota; Fungi; Ascomycota; Eurotiomycetes; Eurotiales; Aspergillaceae. Gene Ontology annotation, biological process: mitotic sister chromatid cohesion; maintenance of mitotic sister chromatid cohesion. The coding region runs from base 106 to 2847 and encodes 913 amino acids. The transcript is spliced from 6 exons.
CGCAAAAAGAAUCCCCAACCUUCCAGUCUCCCUCAGCACAGCUUACUUACAAUCGGGAUUAGCAGAGCGCAGUGGAUAAAUGAGCAUCUUCUGCGUCCUGGGGCGAUGAGCUACCCACCACCCCACAACGGCCAAUAUCCUUCGCAAUACAUGCAACACCCCCCCAAUCUCCCGCUCCACCACCAGCAGACCAUCCACCCGCAGCAGCUCCUUUACGAUAACAAUGUCAACACGACUGCAUCGCCAUAUCAAUAUGGCAAACAGAUUGUCUACCCUCAGGUCAUGAUCCCGACCUAUCCUACCUACACCCAACCCUACGUUCCGCAGCAACCACAGCAGCAACAACAACAACAACCACAGCAACAGUCACAGCAGCAGCAACCUCCCCAACAGCAGCAGCAACCACAAUAUGUGAAUCCCUCCGAGCUGUUCCAACCGCCCCCUCUUCCGGCUACCUCACCUCCUCGAUUCUCACACACUUCGUCCCAGUACAACGCGACACCUGCAGUCACUGCCACUGACAGCAUACAUUCCCCUAUACUUUCCACAUCGACCCCUGCUCAGCCUGCCUACUAUGCCGAUCCAAGCCCUGACCCAGGGAAUCAGGCCUCCUACAACAAGAAUGCCCAAGCUACGUCGAAUCCACCAGCGGUCUCAGCACCAUCCGUGUCAGCACCACCCGUGUCAGCACCACCUGUUCCAGCAUCACCUGUGAUCGCCGCGCCCGUUGCUGCUACCCCCAUCGCUGCUAAAGUGGCUGCGACUAAGUCCGUGUCUGCAAUCCCAUCGGCUCCAUCCCCAAAGCCCAUCCAGGUGCUCAUUCCCGCACCUUCACCAGAUGUGCAGCAGAAGCUGCAGCGACAGUCCUCCAAAAAUCCCACCCCCAAACAAACACAGCAGCAGCCGAUGAAAUCCUCCACACAGAAAUCGGCCAAGACCCCCGACUACCAGCUGUUGCUGUUGGCUAUGGCGGAUGAGUAUCUCGACGCGGCGCACAGCCAUGGGACCAUGGUGGCCUUGCUAAGACGGGAGAUGGACAUGGAAGAGUACUAUAAACUGGUGGCAACAGGUCUCGGAUGCUUAGAGGCGGUACUAAAGAACUGGAGACUUCAACCUCGAGUUGAGGCUCUUGUGCGGUUGCGCUAUGCGCGGAUUCUGUUCGAGGAAACAGACAAUGAUCUCGAGGCUGAGACAGCUUUGAGCAAAGGCAUUGAUUUGUGUGAGCGCAACCGCAUGCUAGAUCUGAAGUAUAGUAUGCAGCAUCUCUUGGCUCGGAUGCUACACAAGACGAACCCGAAGGCCUCGAUGAAAGCCGUCGAUGGCAUGAUACAAGAUGUGGAAGCUUAUCGCCAUUCGGCCUGGGAAUAUGCCUUUCGCUUCCUUCGCGCAUCGCUCUCACUCUCUUCUCACGCCCAUCAAGAUUCUGUCUCAGCACUACAACACCUCCAUAAAAUAGCCAGCAUGGCCCAUCGCAAUGGUGACAAGGCCGUUUCAGCUAUGUCUGCUAUAAUAGAAGCCCUCGCACAUUUGCAGCAAGGCACCGGGUCCGACGCGAUCGAGCAGGCUCAACGCGCAGUAGCGGCAGCACGAAGCCAUCAGUUGAACGAUGAUCUUCGUCACAUUCCGCAGCUGACGACGCUGGUCCAAAUUGUCGACAUAUGCUGUAGUCUUUUGGACUACGACGUCAACCAAUCGUCUCAGAAGCUGAAAGUCAUGCAAGACAUGAUGGAUGAGCGAUUAAAUGACUCAAACUGGCGCGAUGACGGGUCCUUUUCCAUCCCUCUGAGUGGCAAGUCGGCUGGUCCUUCUUCCAUUGACACCGGGGAUAUUCUCCAGGUACAGAGCGGCACCCUAUUGUUGAGCUUCAAUUGGCUCCCGCAACACGACCUGUAUGCACUUUGCUAUUUCCUCAGCUCCAUCACUCUCAGCUGCAAAAACUCCUAUGACGGACGCAAAGCGGAGAAGUUCCUCCAAGAGGGCAUACGCAUGGUAAAAGGAAGUUUCAAAGCGCCACAAGAAAUUACUGAGUCUGUGGUAAAUGCAAACAGACGCGUCGAAUGGCGCCGAACCCUCUACUGCAGUCUCCUCGUUCAACAAGUCUUUCUCGCCUGCGGUCGCACCGACUGGGAUCUGGCCACGAAAACGUUACACAAAUUGCGACAAGAAGCCCUAGGUCUCGGUGGCCAGCUUCCAGAGACCAUCAAAUGCAUGAUGGACUACGCGAGCGGCGCCAUCGCCCAAGCGACAGGCGAUCUGGAUGCAGCCCUCCAGGCGUUCCAGUCCACAACCCUCUCUCUGCACUCCUCGCCCGCCACCACCAGCAAAGGCGCGCGCAACGACCCCCGCCGGGACCUUGCGAUACUAUCCGCGCUAAACACCGUCCUCAUUCUCAGCGAACCAUCUCACCCGUCCCAUCACCAACUCCCCGCCAUCCUAGCCACCGUCGAACCUUUUUGUACAUCUAGCCCCAGUAAAUACAUCCAAGCCGCCUAUUACCUCGUCUGCGCUACCGUGCAGACCGAAUCAACCAUCCAAACCAAACAACACCUUCAACAAGCCCUACAAUCGGCCACAGCCAUCAGCAACAGCCAGAUUACCUGCAUGACCCUCACUUUCAUGAGCUGGAAAUACUUCCGCGGCGUCGUCGGCGAGCAGGCCGAGAAGAGCGCCCGGGCCGGUCGCGCCAUGGCCCGAAAGGCCAACGACCGCCUUUGGGUCAGCGUCACCGACGAAAUGCUCGCGGAGACGCUGGAGCGGCAAGGCAAGAACGAAGAAGCCUUGGGAGUGAGAGAGGAAGGCCAUCGGGUGAUGAACGGCUUACCGGCGGCCCUAAGGAGGGCUGUCUAAUGGAGGUUAGAUCUGGUUAUUUGUCAGAGAGACAGAGAGAGAGUGUGUGUUUGUGUGUGCGUGUGAUGUCUCAUUGUAUUGUCUUGAUAUAGAGCGUCUUAUGUCCUUUCUCCUUUUCCAGGGGUUGGCUUGGGUUGGGGUUUUCUGACUGGGUGGGCUAUCGUGCUACUCCAUCUUCAACGAUGGCCCAUAUUUGGCGUGUAUGCUCUCAUAGUAUCAUUGUUUGCGACAAGAUAGAGCCCGUAGCCCCCCAAAAUUGGGCUCGCUUUCAUCAACUGGUACCAUUCUGGUUCUCUGUGUGCGCGGGUGUUGAGAUGUCAUCUUCUUCUGUUUGCG